Messenger RNA from Canariomyces notabilis, 1398 nucleotides. RefSeq lists its product as uncharacterized. The transcript has a single exon. Bases 258 to 1262 code for a protein of 334 amino acids. NCBI's taxonomy places the organism in Eukaryota, Fungi, Ascomycota, Sordariomycetes, Sordariales, Chaetomiaceae. The record is from RefSeq and is a predicted model, not a curated record.
CCAUGGAAUCUAUGAACCCGAAGUCAAGGUCGCAGAUGUCGCGAUACUUGGGUUACCUUAGCUAUUGUACACGGGAACACGAGACAACUUGCGUUAGCUACCGGUUUCUGCCGCGGGACCCCGCCUAAAUUCUAGAACCUCAUCAAGCUUCCAGUCCAUCGACAACGAGCAUCCAGAGCCGCCUCGAUCGCGACAAGUUGAUGUUCAAAGACGAGCGCAAUUGAAUACCGCAGCUGACGCAAGACAAAUUGGAUACAAUGGGGUGGUUUGACGGCUGGUUUGGCUCGAGCAGCAACGACUCAGACCCGCUCCGCCGUCUCGACCCAAAGCUGCGCGAGUUUCUCGAAAGGGAGUCUCCGGUCAAGUACACCACUACCAGCACCACAGACGCGCAGCAACCAUCACAAUCACAACAACCGCAUCAAUCACCGACACAACAGCAGCAACAACAACCAGAACAACAAACACCCCCCGUCCCGCGCGAAUCGCUGUUCCAAGACGGGCGGUACGCGCACCUAUGGAAAACAUACCGCCCGCUGGCGUCGGUCGAGGCCGAGACAAAAUCGGACAGCGAGAAGCUGACGGACGUGCUCGAGGCGUACAAGGAGCGGCGGGCGGCCAUCGGGCGGGCGGCGCUCGAGAACUGCGCUGAGGAGCAGGUCGAGUGGAGCGAGUGCAUGAAGUCCGGGUCGCUGCGGGCGCGCAUGACCAUGUGCCGCGACGAGGUGCAGCGCUUUGAGCGCUGCUACAACGCCCAGAGUCGUUUGCUCAAGGCCCUGGGCUAUUUGAGUGUUGCGGGCCGGGAUCCAGAGGUUGAUGAGGAUAUACAGAUGCGUGCUGAUGAGCUGUAUCAGCGGGUUCUGGCGCAGCAGAGGGAGAUUGAUAGGGCUAAGGAGGAGGGAAGGGAGCCGCCUGUUUUCAAGCCGCUUUUUGAGAAUAAUAAUACGAGUAAUCUUAAGCCGGGUGGUGCGGCUGCUGCUGCUGCUGGGGAUGCCAGGGAUCCGCUCGAGCCGAGCGCUGCUACGGUGGCCGCCUGGAAGGAGAAGCUGGAGAAGCUGCCGGUGGAGGAGCGCGAGGCCGAAGAGGCAGCACUGAGAGCCGACUACAAGGCCAAGGCCGAAAUGGCGAUGAAGUUACAAGGCCUGUGGCAGGAGCGAGCCAAGGAGAGGGAAGCUCGCAAGCAGAAAGGGGAAGAAACGCUGUUUGACAAGAUCAAGUCGGCCGUUGGGGUAGGGCCGUGGUCUGGGCCGAAGCCGGAAUGAUGCGAUUUCGGGGAGCUGCAGUUGUCAUCAUCCUGUACCAAUAUGUACUGUACAGAAUACGAUUCAAGGUGUCAUCACAGAUACCGGGCUGCCACUGGGGGUGCACAUUUCAUUCAUGCUCUCCACAAGACUUGGG